Molecule: messenger RNA, 1068 nt
Organism: Penicillium paradoxum
Lineage: Eukaryota; Fungi; Ascomycota; Eurotiomycetes; Eurotiales; Aspergillaceae
Product: putative pre-mRNA splicing factor
Exons: 1
Coding region: 1-1068 (355 amino acids)
Biological process (GO): base-excision repair
Cellular component (GO): nucleus
Molecular function (GO): DNA binding; catalytic activity
Source: RefSeq, a predicted model, not a curated record
AUGUAUGAUACGUCUAUUCCCCCAGAAACGCAACAGCUGUUAGAAAAUUUCAAUCUGCCCCCGGACUUCUUGUCAUCAGAUUCGUCCUUGAGUGAUGCGCCCAGUCAAUUCGAUUCUGAUUGGGAUGAUUUGUUUGAUUCUCCGUCGCAUCUUGCCAUCAUUCCAUCGCCUCCUAAAGACAGCUACCAUGUACCCCAAUCUGAAAACUCUGUCCCCACAACACCUGUCAAACGCACCAAUUUCCUUCAUCCAGAACUGAUUAAAGCCAAAGCCCCGAAACAUUCUCCAUAUUUCCCACGUGUGCAUGUUGGUCCUGAAUCCUGCCUCCCAUUUCCCCCAAUCGAUGCAGCCGGUUUUGGACUCAUUCAAGAACAGCUUGCGCAUGAUCCUUUUCGUUUGCUCAUCGCAACCAUCUUUCUCAAUCGUACCCGAGGUGGCGUUGCACUGCCUGUAUUGUUCAAAGUCUUCGAACGAUAUCCGACAAUCGAGGCGAUGGCGGAGGCAGACCAACCAGAGCUCGUGUCGAUGAUCAAUUGCCUGGGAUUCCAAAAUCAACGCGCGAGGAAAUGCAUUACACUCGCUCAAACAUGGCUCUCAGAGCCCCCGAACAAAAGCAAAAGAUAUCGCAAACUUCACUACCCGCGCAAACUAGACGGUCGAAAUGUUGGUUGUGAAGAAUGCAUUGAUGAGGAAGACAUGCGCGUAGCAUGGGAGGUUGCACAUUUACCCGGAGUUGGAGCUUAUUCCCUUGAUAGUUGGCGGAUCUUCUGUCGCGAUGAGCUGCGUGGAAAGGCGUCCGACUGGAAAGGCACAGAUGCUACUGAAGCGGGGUUCGUGCCUGAAUGGAAGUGUGUGUUGCCCUACGACAAGGAACUACGUGCCUAUCUUACUUGGAUGUGGCUGAAAGAAGGAUGGGUUUGGGAUUACAACACCGGCGAUUUGACGGCUGCGAGCGAGAAGAUGAUGAGAGCUGCGCAAAGUGGCGGAGUCGCUCGUGAGGAAGAAGGAACCUGGGUGCUGGAGACGUCCCCCGUCAAGGCUGUGAAUGGAUUGCAUGCACCAGAUUGA